Molecule: messenger RNA, 1053 nt
Organism: Prorocentrum cordatum
Lineage: Eukaryota; Dinophyceae; Prorocentrales; Prorocentraceae
Source: the annotation of a GenBank genome assembly
AUGAUCCGGCGCUGGCGCGCGAGGUGGCGCGUGGUGCAGGAGAUGCGGGGGGCUCACAGAGUGUGCGGUGCCCCAGCUCGUGUCCCUGGGUCGUCCAAGCGCCUGCGCGCAGUGUGGAGCGCUUGGUCGCCCUGGGCGCGGGGCCGCAGCUCUGCUCGGCGCCAGUGCGAGCACUUGGCCGCGGCGAAGGGCCAGCAGGUGCGAAUGCGGCAGGCGGGCGGCUGGCGGUGCACCCCAAGAAGCGCAGCGCUGGCUCAGCUGAUGGCCGCGUGGAGGUGGCGAGCGCAAACGAUACGCGCGUUCUCGCUCGCAGCAUCCAAGAGGGAGCUGCACGCCUUCCAGGCCUGCUGGCUUGCCUGGCGGCUGAGCCGCGCUCGGCGCGAGCAGCUCCUGCUCGCCGGCUCGACGCUGCAGGCGAGGGCGGCCGCUGGCGCGAGGCAGCUCGCAGCCGUGCUGGGCCGUGCCUGCCGCCGGCAGUGGGUGGGCGAGGCCGAGUGGAUCUCGCGCGCCUCGGGGGACCCGACCAUGCAGGCCAUGUUCGCGCGCUUCGCGCACGCGGUGGAGGGCCACGGGGGUGCCGGCGGCGAGUCGCCGGCGCUCCGCCCUCCAGCGGCUGCGCGGCGGGACGCGUUCCGCUCCUUGCUGGAGCUCAUCUGGGCGCGCCGGCAGCUGUCGGUGGCGCUGCGCCGCGCGGCCACGGGGCUGCGGCCAGGCCCCGGCACAGCGCCGCGCCUGGCGGUGCCCUCGCCGCUCACGCGCUGGGUGCUCGGCGCCUGGCCCGGAGAGGAGCUGAUGCCCGCCGCGGGGAGCCCCUGCCACCAGCUGGCCCUGCGGCGCCUCCGCCACACGCUCCCCGAGCUCGGCCGAGGCCCUCCGAGGCCCGCGUGUGCCCUCGGCCCUGCCGGCAGCUCCUCGGGCGGCGGCGGCGGGCCGUGGGCGGCGGGCGGCGGCGGCGCCCCAGCAGCGGAGCGGCGCGCGCUGAUGUGGGGCGUGCUGGCGGACCUGGUGGUGGUGCACUACCCUGCGCGACGGCGCGGUCUGCUGCCCCCCUGA